UCCGAUUUCGGAGAAACUCAUUUUCCGCUCGACCCCUCGCGUUCGAACUCAACCGAAGCACCGCCACCGCUCUCCUUCCCACUAUCACUCAUGGCGAAGCGGCUUCUCCUCCGUCUCAAUUCGAGAUUGCGAGGUGUGAGGAAUGAAGAUUACUACCGGCAACUGUUGUCCGGCGUGCUCAAUCGGCGCCUCUCGCAGAGCCCGAAAGUUGAGAAUGUAGAGAAAAUCGUAACUGCUGAUCUUGAUGAAACCGUGAGCACGGCGAGUUCUCCGAAAAACAAGCUCAAUGAGGCUGAUAGUUGUUCUUCAGAUCUUAGUAGAGACGGUUUCAAUGAUGCUGAAUUGAGUGGGUGGAGAUUGAAGCUGGAGUUUGCUUGGCUCUCCAGAGCUCUCGAGCCGGCGCUGCUGCAGUUGUAUAAGUGGGCAUCUUUUACAGGAACCGAUGAGAAGCAGAAAACAACAGCCCCCAGCACGCAAUCUCUUACCGAGAUCCUUAACAACCUUCAGCGGAGCAAGAAAGGCAUUCGGGACUGGAGCCUCGGCGAUCUUACGGUCGCUCUGUACCUUAUUUAUCUCAGCCGAGCUUCGGCAGAUAAAGUUGAAGAGUUCAACGGCGUUCAGAUCUUCUCAGAUGCUAUAGUUCAAGAACUCAUCUACCAUAUUGAACUUGCAAAGGGGGCUUACAAGGACAAUGCGACCGCUCUUGCACGCCACAGCAUGCUUCGAGAAAGAAAUGUUUUGAAAUUUGUGAGGGAUUCCAGUGUGAUGAGACCUGGAUACUAUAUCGGGAUAGAUACACGCAACAAGUUAGUAGUGUUUGGAAUCCGCGGAACUCAUACGGUUUACGAUCUCAUUACUGAUGUGGUUUCUUCGAGCGAUCAAAAAGUUUCGUUCGAAGGCUUCUCGACCCACUUUGGAACAGCCGAGGCUGCUCGCUGGUACCUUCGACAUGAGAUGGGAACAAUAAAGAAAUGCCUAGAGAAACACAAGGGCUAUAAGUUGAGGUUAGUGGGGCAUUCUCUUGGAGGUGCUGCGGCUGCAUUACUUGCCAUUAUGUUGCGGAGGAAGUCAAAAGAGGAGCUGGGAUUUAGUCCUGACAUUGUUUCUGCUGUUGGAUUUGGAACUCCUCCUUGCGUCUCGAGAGAACUUGCGGAAAACUGUGCUAGCUAUGUCUCUACUGUUGUAUUGCAGGAUGAUAUAGUUCCUAGGUUAAGUACAUCUACACUGGCAAGAUUACGAAAUGAAAUCCUUGAAACUGAUUGGAUGACUAUUCUGGAAAAGGAAGAUUUGAAGGGUAUCAUUGAUAUAGUUACAAAUGCUAAGCUGUUUGUGUCUUCUGUUCAAGACGUGGCUCGAAAAUUUGCCGACUAUGCGAAGUUUAGAAAUGCAUCGGAUACUUCCAGUAAGUUUGAUGCCUCUUUGUGUAAAAGCUCUGCUGCUCCUGAAAAAUCCCGCUCAGAGGCUUCGGCCAUUGUUAAACAAGAUGGAUCGGAGUCGGAGGAGCUCUUCGCACCGGGAACACUCUAUUACAUAAAGAGGCAGAUUGAUGAUAUAAGUGGCAGCUUGAAAAGUAUAGAAUCUUAUACAUUGUGGAAAAGGCACCCCGGUGAACAUUUUGAGAGGAUAUUGCUGUCCGGUAACUUGAUUUCCGACCAUAAAUGCGACAACCACUAUUACGCUUUACGGGAUGUGCUCAAAAGCUUGCCGAUUGGAGAUGAAAAAAGCCUAUGUUGAGUUUUAAUAAAGCGGGUUCGUUCAUGGCUUCGGCCUUUUAUUCACAAUGUUUUUUAUAUACCAAUGUCAUGUAUCACUUAGAUAUUCGAUCUCCAUACCGUAUUUUUAGUGGAUGGAGUAUGCUUUGUAGUAUUCAAGUUGUUUUACAUGUACAUAUUCUGUCUAUUUGUUUCUGGUGGGAGAUAUGAAAUAAUUUUGUUAAGAA
Ananas comosus (pineapple) is the source of this 1939-nucleotide messenger RNA. RefSeq lists its product as uncharacterized. Gene Ontology annotation, biological process: lipid metabolic process. The transcript is spliced from 8 exons. NCBI's taxonomy places the organism in Eukaryota, Viridiplantae, Streptophyta, Magnoliopsida, Poales, Bromeliaceae. The coding region runs from base 91 to 1734 and encodes 547 amino acids. The record is from RefSeq and is a predicted model, not a curated record.